CAAACCGAAGACAGUCGCUUAUUUUGGACGUCACGGUGGGGCCGAUGUUCAGGACCAAUCAGGUCGGAGAGAAAGACUCAUCAGUACAUGAUGAAGUACUUUAUUCUCCUCGCCUUGCUCGCUGCAGCCUAUGCUGCUCCCAUUGAGGAUGACAAGAUUGUUGGCGGCUACGAGUGCAGAAAGAACUCUGUGCAGUACCAGGUCUCUCUGAACUCUGGCUACCACUUCUGUGGAGCCUCCCUGAUCUCCAGCACCUGGGUGCUGUCUGCUGCUCACUGCUACAAGUCGAGUUGUAGUUGCAGACCUUGGCGUACACUCCGGGCUUGUUCCUCUCGGCGCUGCGCCGAGAGGAACAAGCCCGGAGUGUACGCCAAGGUCUGCAACUACAACUCCUGGAUUCGCAACACCAUGUCCUCCAACUAAAGUCACUUCACUGCAAGGAAACUUUAUCUCAGGAACUUUGACAUCUGUUUUGAGAAAAAUGAAUGACUGAAUAAUAAACAAAU
Messenger RNA from Notothenia coriiceps (black rockcod), 506 nucleotides. It is a transcript of the gene prss1, whose product is annotated as serine protease 1. The transcript is spliced from 4 exons. Gene Ontology annotation, biological process: proteolysis. NCBI's taxonomy places the organism in Eukaryota, Metazoa, Chordata, Actinopteri, Perciformes, Nototheniidae. Gene Ontology annotation, molecular function: serine-type endopeptidase activity. The record is from RefSeq and is a predicted model, not a curated record. The coding region runs from base 88 to 423 and encodes 111 amino acids.